Balaenoptera ricei (Rice's whale) is the source of this 2312-nucleotide messenger RNA. It is a transcript of the gene FBXO5, whose product is annotated as F-box protein 5. Gene Ontology annotation, biological process: regulation of mitotic nuclear division; negative regulation of meiotic nuclear division. The transcript has 5 exons. The coding region runs from base 631 to 1977 and encodes 448 amino acids. Lineage: Eukaryota; Metazoa; Chordata; Mammalia; Artiodactyla; Balaenopteridae. Gene Ontology annotation, molecular function: protein binding. Gene Ontology annotation, cellular component: nucleus. The record is from RefSeq and is a predicted model, not a curated record.
GAGGAGCGCGCCUAAAUCCUAGAGAGGCGGGCUAAGUAGGGCUGGGGGAGGGCUCCUCUUCCGGAAAGUCUGCAUUCCCGGACGACCACAGUCGCCACUCACCAAACUCCAGCUUGUGAGAUGACCGGAGAAAGUCGGCCACCCUUUCUACCCAUCGGAGAUCUUCAGACAGAAGCCGGAGCUGCCUUCAGGAUGAAAUUAGGACCCGCAGGAGGCCCGUUCCCCAAGCGGCGAAGGGAAGCGUGGCGGGAGCGCGCAUGCGUGGUAGGCUCCCUCCACGUGCGGCCCGGCAGUGGCCUCCCUGCGCUCCGAGGUCCCGCCCCCGGCCUCAGCAUCUUUCCGGACGCGCGGAGCCGCCGGGGAAGAAGGAGGUUGGGCCUGGCGGCUCGGCCCCGCCUCGGCAGCCUCCAAUUGGGCGUGGGUGAGGGCACCCCCUCCCGCCGCCUUCCCAUUGGAGCGCGCGUGCGAGCGGCGCGCCCCAUUGGGCCGUGCGGAUUUGGGCACCAAAUUCAAAGAUUUUAAAAGUACCAGCUGGCGCCUUUUAGAAGCUAGAGCUCUGAGAAGCGGGUGGCCCGUUUCUCUGUCGCGGGUGCAGCUCCCUCACCUGAGGCGGACCCCACUUGCCCUGGCAUGAGCCGGUGCCCCUGCAGCUGCUCCCCACGGCCGCCCUCCGAUUCCUGCCGCUGCAGCUACAGCGUCCUGACAGCCGCCGGACGCCCUCGCCCCUCGGACGGUUGUAAAGAAGAAAGUUCCACUGUCUCUGUCAAAAUGAAGUGUGAUUUUAACUAUAACCAUGUUCAUUCUGGAAUUAAACCGGUAAAGCCUGAUGACAAUAGAAGACAAGGUUCCUACACUACUGCGAAUUUGGAAGGUUCUUAUAAAGACUUCAUUAAAGACUAUGAAAGGUUAUCAGAUAUUGGGUCACCGAUCGUGAGCCCCAGGAUUGUAGAACUUGAAACUGAGAGCAAGCCCUUGCAUAAUAAGGAAAAUCUACAUGUACAGCAAACACUUAAUAGUUCGAACGACAUAGAAGAACUAGAGACCAGUGGACCUUAUGAAGACAGUGGCUACUCUUCAUUUUCCCAGCAAAGUGGCCUCAGUGAACAUGAAGACAGUAGCCUUCCCCUGGUGGAAAAUUUCAGUGACAGUCCACAAUCUUGCCUGCUACGGACGCAAAGCCCAGACCAAUAUCCCAACAAAAACUUGCUGCCGGCUCUUCAUUUUGAAAAAGUGGUUUGUUCAACAUUAAAAAAAAAUUGUAAACGAAAUCCUAAAAUAGAUUGGGAGAAGCUGAAGGAAUUUAUAUCCAGUGGAAAUUUUAGACUACAGAAUAUAAUUGGCAGGAAAAUGGGCCUAGACUGUGUAGAUAUUCUCAGUGAACUCUUUCGAAGGGGACUCAGACAUCUCUUAGCAAAUAUUUUGACACAGCUCAGUGAUAUGGACUUAAUCAAUGUGUCUAAAGUGAGCACAACUUGGAAGAAGAUUCUAGAAGAUGAUAAGGGGGCAUUGCAAUUGUACAAUAAAGCAAUACAAAGAAUUACCGAAAAGAACAUUAAGUUUUCACCACACGCUUCAACCAGAGAGUAUGUUUUAUUCAGAACCCCAUUAGUAUCCGUGCAAAAGUCAGCCACCCAGACUCUCCCCAAAAAAGACGCUCGAACCAAGUUACCUGAUCCAGGUGAUCAGAAAGGUUCUACUUACAGUCGACACAGUGAAUUCUCUGAGGUUGCCAGAACUUUGAAAAAGAACGAGAGCCUCAAAGCCUGUAUUCGCUGUAAUUCACCUGCAAAAUACGAUUGUUAUUUACAACGGGCAACCUGUAAACGAGAAGGCUGUGGAUUUGAUUAUUGCACAAGGUGCCUGUGUAAUUAUCAUACCACUGAAGACUGUUCAAAUGGCAAGCCCCUAAAAGCCAGUUUUAAAAUGGGUCCUUUGCCUGGUACUAAGAAAAGCAAGAAGAAUUUACGACGACUGUGAUCUCUUAAUAAAUCAGUUAGUUGUAAGUGAUCUUGAAGGUUAGUUAGAAAAUGUUAGGUUUUAACUUAAAAAAAUAAAUGUACUGUGAUGUUCAAUUUUAUGUUGAAAUCAGUGUAGUACAUGGGAUUUUUUUCCCCCAGUGAGAAGAGAGGAUACACAAACUCUUAAAAUAUUUUACAAUUUAAUGUGAAAAAAUUCAAAAUUCUCAAUAUAAAUCAGAAAAUUUAAGUAUUUUAAGAAAAACUGUUUUUCUGAUGAUUGUGAUUCAGAGAUGAAAUAAAAUUGUCUCAAUUUUAUGGUAAAGGAGGACCAUGUAAUUUUACCUGGACAAUCUU